This is a messenger RNA of Entelurus aequoreus (snake pipefish), 3818 nucleotides long. RefSeq names its product thyroid hormone receptor associated protein 3a (gene thrap3a). Gene Ontology annotation, molecular function: transcription coregulator activity; DNA binding. Gene Ontology annotation, biological process: positive regulation of transcription by RNA polymerase II. Gene Ontology annotation, cellular component: mediator complex. The transcript has 11 exons. The record is from RefSeq and is a predicted model, not a curated record. Lineage: Eukaryota; Metazoa; Chordata; Actinopteri; Syngnathiformes; Syngnathidae. The coding region runs from base 158 to 2902 and encodes 914 amino acids.
AUGGCACACUCACGCACGUGCUGCCAAAAGUCAGACAGGCGUUCAUGCAGACAAGCAGACCAUUUCAACUAUUGAGGAUCUUUGGUGGACCAAUGUGACAGGACCACCUUAGACUUAAGACGCUGACUGUUUGAGGUUGGCAGUGCUGCCUGCAAGGAUGUCCAGAGCUACGAGAUCAGCCUCCCGGUCUCCGAGCCACUCCAGGUCAAGAUCCCGGUCACGAUCGCACUCCAGAUCCCGGUCCACCUCGCAGUCCAGGAGAAGUAAUUCGCGAUCUCGCUCGAGAAAACAUCGCUACAGCUCUAGGUCUCGGUCUCGAUCAAGAUCUCGUUCAAGAUCUCACUCGCCACUUUAUAACCGUGAGAAGAAAUACUUCAAAGGAUACCAGAACAACCGUGAGUUCCGGGGCUACCACCGUGGCUUCCGGAGGCCAUACAACUUCCGAGGCAGAGGACGGGGCUACUUCCCACGUGGACGGUACCAGCGUGGAGGUGGUGGUGGUGGUGGUGGUGGGGGGGGGAGAGGCUAUAAUUAUAAUAAUAAUAACAAUAAUAAUUUCCGUGGCAACUGGAAGAAUUACAAACAGAACCCCCAGAAGCAGCAAAAUCAGAACCAUCAAAGCCAGUACAAAGAGCGACCCGAGCAACAAAAAUUGUCUGGAAGUCCACCUCCAGGACACUCACGCCACUCUGACCGAUCAGUUUCUCCAUUAUCCAGGCAAUCACAGCAUUCUAAUGCUUCCUCCCACUCCUCUUCUCCCAAAAGUAAGCCAGCCUUGUUGCUGGAUAAUAAAAAUGGUAACAAUAUGAAAGAGGAGCCCUUGGCUUCCAAGGAGGUCCAGAAGGAAGGAGCAGAUGGAGAUCAAAUUGAGGCUAGAAAUGCCAAAGAAGGUCAAAGCGGUGGGAAAACUGAAAGGGGCUGGCAAGGCUUGAUGGACUGUGACAGUAGUCCAAAUCGAGCCAGUCCGGAAAAUCCUGCUGUUGUUGCUCAGGACCGGCAAAACUCUGACCAGGCUGGUAACUCCACCCAAAACAUAAAAAACACCAGCAAUGGCUCCCCCUCCUGGCAGACAGUGAGCAAUUCAUCCUCGACAAAAAAGCUUUCACAAGAAGCGCUAAAUCAAAUGCUUUCCAGUCUUGACAUCCUCAACAGUGAGGAAUACCCAGAUGGAGAAAAAACUGCUAUCACCAUCGCCUUCAGAAAGUUUUUAAAGGAGCACAAUAAAAAAACUAAAUCCACUUGUGGAAAUGACAAGAGCACAGAGGAAAAUACAAUCGAUACGGAAAAAGUCAACAUCAAUGGUCAAGCACCUGCCAGGUUUGCUGACCCUGUGUCAAAUCAGUACAAAGAAGACGCUGCUGAUAAAAUGUCUGUAAACCAUUUGUUGAAAGCUUCCCCUUGUCUGUCUGACGAGGAAGAGGAUGUGAUAACCAAAACUCAUUUAAAGUCACUUCAAAAAGACAAGCACAAUGGGAAGGACGCCUGUAAUCUGAGGUCCAAGACAACCCAAGAGCAGUUUGAGGAGUGCUUUGACAAAUGGCACAGUGUGGGAGCUGACAGUGAGCUGGAUGCCAUGGGAGAGGAGAUGUGCACCAGUCACAAGUCAGCUGCCGUUACUGCCGCCAUCGCUCGGCGGGAAAUGGUGGGGGAUUUUGAAGAACUAGGUUGCAAACCUAGGAAGGUGUCUAAAUCUCCCUCUACCCCAUCUCCAACGCCACCACUGAGGCAGAUGUUUAUGGUCACUGGAGAGAGCUCAUCUCUGUUGUCCGCAAGACAACCGGAGACAAAGAUUAAUGUUAGAAUGAAUUUCCUUGGAGACAGCUUGAUAGGCACUUCAGAGAUUUUAGCUCAGGAGCGACAAUUGUCUCAGGACCUGGUGCAGUCUUCAAAGAGGGGCCAAGAGUUUCACUCCAUCUUUCAACAUGUUCAGGUCACACCACAGCAGAGGACUCCCUCCGAGCUUUUUGCUCAGCACAUUGUUACCAUCCUUCACCACGUCAGAGGUCAGCACUUUGCGCCGUCAAGAAUGACUCUUAACGAGCGAUUCACCGUGUACCAAAGGCAAGCUGCGCAGAAGGAAACCCUGAAACCAAGACAAAGUCCAGAGAUUCACAGGAGAAUUGACGUUUCACCAAGUGCAUUUAAGAAACACUCUCAGGUUUUUGAGGCAAUGAAAAGCGCAGAAGAUGGCACUUACAAGGACUCUGGGGAAAAAAUGAAGGCUGACCCAAUGGACCUACGCUUGGAUAUCGAGCGUCGUAAAAAAUAUACCAGCCGCGAAACAGAUUACAGCCACGAUGAAGUGGCUUCCCCAGUCUCUCAUAUGAAUAGCGAGAGAUCUGUGGAAAAGAUGUCCUACAGCAACAAGAAACCAACGGUCAGUGAGAGCAAAGGCUCUCGAUCCAGGUCGUCCUCAUCUUCGUCUUCCUCCAAAUCCCAUAGAGAUGAUUUACCAAAGUCGGAGCUCAAAGAUGAAGGUUUUAACAGGCUUCGGCUGUGUCCAAAUGAAUUACCUGGACCUGCUGAGAAAGAAACAGCAUGGAGAGGAUUCCAAAUACAAUUUCGUGGAAGAGGGUGGAAGAGAGGAAAUCACCAGGGAGACAACUCACAUUGCAAUCAAGACAUGGCACUACAACCCAAUCAUGAAGAAUGGAAUACAGAGUGUCCUCCAAAGAGCAGAACAUACUACUUGCACGACGACAGAGACAGUGAGGUAGACUCCCAGUGGACAGCUAACCGAGGGCAAGGCCGAGGCACCUCCACCCGGGGACGCGGCAGAUUUCUCAUACGCAAAGCAAACACCGGUCCAAACGUCAAAUGGGCCCACAAGUUCAACGGUGACGAAAAAAGCGCUGAACAGGAAAACGGGACGGAUCGGGAACAUGAAGAUGGAAAUACUUGAGUGUAAACUCUGACCUCCUAAGAAUCUUAAAGUGUCUUUUUAUGGAUAAAUCCCUGUUUCACAUACUUCAUUCACUCACAAUGUUAUUGUGGUUCUUAUAAAACAAUUGAUAGAAUUUUGUUCCACUGGCAAUACAAAAAACUCACUUUUGUGCCUUAAACCUAAUUCAAUUUUAUUUGACAGACUGGUUCUUAUAAUCAGUAAUCAGUACACUGUUAUUAGAAUCGUAGGAAACGGACCCUGAUCUGACAGAGGGACCAAACUAUAAAGGGUCAAAAUGUAACAGUCUUUUGUUGGUUGACUUAUCAGAUUUUACCAUAGUCGAGCAUAAAAUUUGAUAAUGCUAUUCAUAUUGUGACAUUCUGCUUUUAGAUUUACCUUCUUCACAUAAUGACUUUUAGCAAACUAGCAGUAGAAAAACACUUUAAAAAUAUAAUUUUUUUUAAUUUGUUGAGGGAUGUUUUUGUGUUGCGUUGAGAAUCAUUUAGAUUUGGUCACUGUGUGCAAAAUGUGUCAACAUAGUCUGUAAGUGGAAAAUGAGGUAAAUUCGUACAGCAAAAAAAACGGGACUUUUUAUAUAUACUUCAAGGGAAACUACAAAGACUUAAAAUCUUACCAACAUUUUUUUACAUCUGCUUUUUUUUCAGUGAAGUACACCAGAACAUGGUCAAAGAUGUAUAUACCAAAAAAAAGCAGUGAUCCAGUAAUACUGAUUAAAAUAAAAUGAUGCGCUGUGAUCAUACUGGAGUUAUGAAACAAUGACAUUUAAGUAUUUGAAUGGUUUUUGUCCCUAUCCACUGUGGAAAAUUGGCUUUUUCAUAGCCAAUUCUUCUACAAGCUGUAUGUUAGCCAUUUGGGAAUAUUGUUUUUUUUGUUCCACAUGUGUUUGCUAUCUUGGAGGACAUGUUAAUUAAAU